AUGAGUGAAUUCGACAUCGAAUAUGUCCCUAGAAGCUCCAUUAAGGGACAGAUACUAGCAAACUUCAUCGCAGAGUUUACUAGCUUACAGGAAGAGGUUCAUAAUGCACCUCCCAAGACACCCUGGCAAAUCUUCGUUGAUGGCUCAUCUGAUUCAGCAGAUACCAAGAGCCAAGAACCAAAAGGCCAAGAACUGGCACGAGUUGUGUCUGGGCAGGAGGACUUGCCCUUACCUAAGCAAGUUGUCAUCAGCAUAGUAGGGAUGUCCGUGAUAGGGGAUGAGAUCUCGGAGGUUAGGCCAAUGGCUCCAAAAUGGGCUACGGACAUAAUCAAGUAUCUCGAUACCAACGAGUUACCCGAUGACAAGUGGCAAGCGAGGAAAAUCAAGAAUAAGGUGGAUCGCUUCAUCUUGACAAACGGGACUCUGUACAAACGGGGUUACUCCAUGCCCCUCUUGAGAUUUGACAUCCCUCGUUUUAUCAUAUCAGACAAUGGGAGGUUGUUUGACUCGGACCAUUACCGUGACUGGUGCAGGGAUUCGGGAAUCAAGUUUAGGUAUUCUUCCCCGGGACACCCACAGUCCAAUGGGCAAGUCGAGGUGAUCAACAAGACUUUACUCGGGAUCCUUAAGAAGAGGCUUGAGUAUAAGAAGGGGACAUGGGCAGAAGAACUUCCAGGAGUGUUGUGGGUGUACCGGACUACGAUCAAAACACCGAUGGGCAAAACCCCUUUCACGCUCACCUACGGACAUGAGGCAGUAGCACCCGUUGAAGUAGGAAUGCCUACCUACAGGAUUCAACACUUCGAUCAAGACUCCAACAGUGCAAGACUGGAGGAGGAGCUCGACUUGUUGGAAGAAAGAAGGUUAAAAGUAGAAGUAAGGAAAAUGAUCAAUAAAAGAAGGGCAGAGCGUUUAUUCAACCAGCUGAGCUCCUUUAAAGUCGGGGAACUAGUGCUAAGGCAAGUUGGGAUAACCACCGAGAUGAAGGGAAGUUGGAACCAAGGUGGGAGGGACCCUAUGUGGUCACAACCAAAAAUCGCCAAGGCUCGUAUAGACUAA
Juglans regia (Persian walnut) is the source of this 1059-nucleotide messenger RNA. RefSeq lists its product as uncharacterized. Gene Ontology annotation, biological process: DNA integration. The record is from RefSeq and is a predicted model, not a curated record. Bases 1 to 1059 code for a protein of 352 amino acids. The transcript is spliced from 3 exons. Gene Ontology annotation, molecular function: nucleic acid binding. NCBI's taxonomy places the organism in Eukaryota, Viridiplantae, Streptophyta, Magnoliopsida, Fagales, Juglandaceae.